Molecule: messenger RNA, 2835 nt
Organism: Naumovozyma dairenensis CBS 421
Lineage: Eukaryota; Fungi; Ascomycota; Saccharomycetes; Saccharomycetales; Saccharomycetaceae
Gene: LEU3
Product: leucine-responsive transcriptional regulator LEU3
Exons: 1
Coding region: 1-2835 (944 amino acids)
Biological process (GO): regulation of DNA-templated transcription
Cellular component (GO): nucleus
Molecular function (GO): zinc ion binding; transcription cis-regulatory region binding; DNA-binding transcription factor activity, RNA polymerase II-specific
Source: RefSeq, a predicted model, not a curated record
AUGCUGCACGGCGCUGAAGAAAAGAAACCAGUAGUAGUUGAUGCCUCCACAGUUAGUAUAUCUUCUGAUCCAAUGCCAAACACAUUGGUAUCACCAUCUACGUCAGCAUCAGUGUCGUCUACAAAGAAAAGGAAAUUCGCUUGCGUAGAAUGUAGACAACAGAAAUCAAAAUGUGAUGCAUAUGAUAAGGCUCCUGAUCCAUGUACCAAAUGUCAAAAGAAAGGUGUCCCAUGUGUCUUAAAGAAGGAUUUCAGAAGAACUUAUAAAAGAGCAAGAAAUGAAGCCAUAGAGAAAAGAUUUAAAGAAUUGACUCAAACUUUAACAAAUUUAAGUUCAGAGGAAAUAUUGAAAAAAAUUGAACAAGAACAACAAACUUUAUUAGAUAAUAGAAAUUUCACAAAGGAAAAAAUUAAAAAAUUAAGAGAAUCUUCUUCUUCGUCUACUACAUCGUUGAAUAGUUUUACAUCACAAAUACCGAUAUUGAAUGAUUCCGUGGGGUCAUUCCCGUUACCUUCAAAUCAUACAACCGUGCCAAAAUCUGCAUCACCAUCCUCUUCACCUACAAGUUUGCAAUUACAAAAUUUAAAUACUUUAAAAGAUUUUAAAAUGACUGAGGAACAAUUGAAAUGUACUCCGAAAAGUUUGGGUGACAUAUAUAUGUCUAGUAAUGAUAUCGCUGAAUUAUUCCAAGAAUUCGCUACAAAAUACCAUCAAUUUUUACCCGUAGUAGAUCUAACCAAGGGAACUGAAAGAAUAUAUAAUUUAUCACCAGCAUUAUUUUGGGUAGUCUUAUUAAUAGGCCUAAGAAGAAAAUUCGAUUCCAUAGAUUUAAUGACAAGAUUGUCUAUACUCGUGAAAUCAACUUUAGCAGAAAUUACAAUAUCUCCAAUCAUUAGAUAUACUCCAUCAGAUACAGAUGAACCUCUAUUGAAUAUCGCAUCGGUGUAUUCAGUGCAAUCUUUCUUACUAUACACUUUUUGGCCACCUCUAACUUCAUCAUUAAGUGCUGAUACAUCAUGGAAUACUAUAGGUACAGCCAUGUUUCAAGCAAUUCGUGUAGGAUUAAAUUGUGCAGAUUUCUCCAAAGAAUACGCUACAGAAAAUUCUGAAUUAAUUAAUGAAAACAUAAGAACAUGGAUUUCUUGUAAUAUCGUUUCGCAAAUCGUAGGUUCAUCAUUCGGCUUCCCUCCUUAUGUAUCAUUCGAUCAUGCUGUCAUGUCCUCUACAAGAAUCACAUCACCAGAUAACGAUCCGACCAUGGGUAGCAAAAAUAAUAGUAUAAAUGAAGUGCAAAAUAUUUCCAAAGAAUUAAAACAAAUGGUACAGAUUGCACAUUUCGAAAAUCAAAUAAUAAAUACAAUGAAUUCAAAUCCUUCAAAUAAAUUAGGUAUGGUCAGUGAUCAAGAAAAGCAACCAUUACUUCAUGUCUUAAGUCAACAAUUGAGUCAAUUGGAAAUCAAUUUACAAGAAAAUAAUCUUGACGACAUAAGGAAAUUUUUACUACUAGUGGCGAAAGUUCACUUGUUAACUUAUUUCUUCACAAAUUCAUCAUCAACACAUAAUAUAAACAACGAUAACGUUAAGACUUUACCAAUGUCUGAAAUUGAAGCCAAUUUUGAAACGAAAAGAGGUCUAGUGAAAGUUUAUAAUGCUUCCAUAAAUUUAUUAACUCAUGCUAAUGAAAUGUGGCAAUUAAACCCUGCAAUUAUCAAAUAUUUCCCAAGUGUAUUUGUCUUAAAUAUUUGGCAAUCCGCAUGCAUCAUUGGGAAAUUAGUUCAUUCAUCCUUAGCCACAGUAUUGGAUAUUACAAAGGGUGAAGCAGUGUAUAAAGAUGCCGUAUCAUUGACAUUUAACGCUUCUGUAUUAAAAUAUGAUAUGGCUUAUAGAUCCUCGGGAAUUAUGAGAAGUAUUUGGAGUUUAUUUGCAAAUAUUCAUGAUGAGUGGAAAAAAUCAAAUACUGAACAAAAUACGAAUGAUAUAUUUACAAAUGAUUUUAAUUUGGGGAUAACGGUAAAAUCACGAAUGGCUGUGAGUGUCUUUUUCGAUUGUCUUUAUAUAUUGAAGGAAAAAUGUGGAAUGGCAAAAUUACAACGUGAAACUAAUGGCACUCAAGAGUACAAAGACGAUGACGAUGAUGAUGGCGAGGAAGAAGGUGUUGUCAACGAUGACACUCACGAUGACGAAAAACAAGAAGAUGGGAUAUCAAAAAAGAGAAGCAGUCAAGAUUCCAUCAAACUAUCAAGACUCAAAUUAUUACCAAAUACUAAACAUCCUGAACAAAGAGCUAGAAGAAUUAUAGAAACUAUUCCCUUGGAUCCUCACCCUAUAAAUGCAACAUCUAGAUUAAAAGGAAUAAGUCCCUCAAAUUCUCCUCAUAAUCAAAAUAAUCACGAUGACACCUACCGAAGGGCAUCUCCUUCUCAACUACAAAGAACCAAUACACCGUCAUCAUAUUCAAUAAUCCGCGAUUCACAAUAUUCUCAACAAAAACAAACUUCAGAGAUACCACCAAUUUCAGAUGACAUAAAUACUCCAUCCACAAAUUCAAUUCCAUCCGUUUUCAGCAUACAACAAACUAAUUUUAAUGACCAAGCAAUGAAAUAUAUUUCACCAUUGACGGAAACUACUGGAGGCUAUAACCUAGCGUUACAAGAUGCAACGCUGUCCAUAAAAAAUAAACAACAUCGUGAUAGCAGUGGACUUUCAGAAUCCAAUGGAAAUGCUAAGGAAUCACCUACUUCUCUAAUUACCAAUUUUGAUAAUUGGGAUUCAGACCUUGUAUGGAAAGACGUUGAUAUAUUAAUGAACGAGUUCGCAUUUAACCCAACCGUAUGA